Molecule: messenger RNA, 1095 nt
Organism: Salvia splendens (bonfire salvia)
Lineage: Eukaryota; Viridiplantae; Streptophyta; Magnoliopsida; Lamiales; Lamiaceae
Product: protein FAR1-RELATED SEQUENCE 5
Exons: 2
Coding region: 1-1095 (364 amino acids)
Source: RefSeq, a predicted model, not a curated record
AUGAAGUUGUUUGGAAACAAUUUGUAUGCUUCAAACAAAGCUGGUCAAACUGAUGAAGAUCGUUCAAAGAAAAGAAAAACGAGUGGUGACACAAUCAAGACAAAAGCUCGUGGUGAAGUUAGAACUAGUUGCAAGGCAAAAAUUACUAUUGUCAAACAACAAACUGGACCUGAUUGGAGUGUUAGUGUCUUUGCGGAAGGUUAUAAUCAUGGACUUUAUACUCCUUCAAAGGUGCAUUUGCUUCGAUCACACCGUAGUGUUUCUAUGGUUAAGAGAGUAUUGACUCAGCAAUUGUCCGAAGCUAAUAUACCGACAUGUCAACAAAUGCAAUUAUUGGAGAUAGAGUGCGGUGGAACUGAAAGUGUUGGUUGCACGGAGAGAGAUAUUAGGAAUUUUGAGAAAGAAUUAAAGGAUGAGCAAAAGGGGAUUGAUGCUGAAACUCUUAUAGAAUUCUUUACCUCAGAGAAAGAGAAGAAUAAAGCAUUUUUCUUUGAUUAUGAGACAGAUUCAGACAAUAGGUUCAGUAGAUGUUUUUGGGCAGAUCCUAAAUCAAGGGGGACCUAUAGUGUAUUUGGUGAUGUCGUUGUCUUUGAUUCCACCUAUAACACCAAUAAGUAUUCAAUGAUUUUUACGCCUUUCGUAGGGGUUAAUCAUCACCAUCAAACAAUAGUUUUUGGUUGUGGAUUUCUUAGUGACGAGAAGACUGAAUCAUAUGUUUGGCUACUUAAUAAGUUUAUGGAAGCUAUGCCAACAGGUCCACCAAAAUCAAUCAUCACUGAUCAAGAUCCUGCAUUAACAAAAGCACUUGCACAAGUUUUGCCAGUUCAUCGUUAUUGCUUGUGGCAUAUAUUGAACAACCUCAGCGAGCUCCUAAUAUACGAAGCACGCCACAUCCCUGAGCUCGGCGGCCGAAUCGAGGUGAUCCAAAUGAAGCUCCGGCAGCUGCAAUCCAUCCUCGAGAUCGCCGAUGCCAGGCAUGAAAUCGACAAAGGAAUCCACAACUGGAUCGCCGAGACCAGAGAAGUCGCCUACGACAUCGAAGAUCUCCUCCUCGUAGUCCUCUCCCCGCCUAAUUUUGCAAAAGAAGGAAGAUGA